AGGACUCCCUUGUUCCUUCUGGCCCCGCUUGUGGCUCCCUCUGUUCCCCCGACCACUACCCAACGUCCUUCACCCCUCGGCUACGUCUGCCCGCGAGGAGCACACAGAUUCCAAUGGGUCGGCAGCCUGGUCCCCGAAUUUGGCAUCUCCAGCUCAAAUGUGAAGAUUCUUUCCACUCCAACAGAGUUCUACCAGGUCAUGAAAGCCCAGGUGAAGGCUGCUAAGAGGCGGAUAACUAUGGCAUCGCUGUACCUUGGGACCGGCCCCCUGGAGCAAGAGCUGGUGGACUGUAUAGAAGACGCGCUGUGCAGUACAGAGUGUGAAGACCUGCAGGUGUCUAUACUGCUGGACUACACCCGAGGAUCGCGGGGUAAGAAGAAUUCCCGCAGCAUGCUGCUCCCUCUACUGCGUAAAUACCCAGACAGAGUGCGCGUGUCGCUCUUCCAUACACCCAACUUGCGCGGCCUUUUGCGAGCGCUGACGCCAGAGAGGUUUAACGAGACCAUCGGCCUGCAGCACAUGAAGGUCUAUCUGUUCGAUGACAACGUCAUCCUUAGCGGAGCGAACCUCAGCGACUCCUACUUCACCAACCGCCAAGACCGCUACAUCCUGCUGCAGGGCUGCGCGCAGCUGGCCGACUUCUUUAGUGAACUGGUGGAGGCGGUCGGAGAUGUGUCUCUGCAACUACAGCCAGAUGAUUCCAUGGAGGUAGAAGAAGGCAUGGAACACCCGUAUCAAGGGGACAAGAAGAAGUAUUGUGAAGCUGCCAGAGAGCGGGUAAUGAACGUGAUAGAGACGGCCAGGAGCAAACAAUGUGAGCUACACAGCGCCAGCUUUCAGAGUGGACAGCUUGCCCUGGGAGAAGACCCUCCAGAUACCUGGGUCUACCCGCUGGUGCAGAUGAAACCGUUCGGUAUCCACAUAGACGAGCUCGUUACAGAAACGUUACUGACGGAGGCCGAGAGAGGAGACCGGCUCCAUCUGACCACUGGAUAUUUUAACCUGACACAGGGGUACAUGGACCUAGUGCUGGGCACCCGGGCUGACUAUAACAUUCUGCUCGCCUCACCCGAAGUCAACGGCUUUUAUGGGGCCCGGGGCAUCGCAGGCGCCAUACCGUCCGCCUACGUGCAUAUAGAACACCAGUUUUACAAUGAAGUCUGUAGGAAAAGGCAGCACCAUCGGGUCCAGCUGCGGGAAUACUUUAGAGACCAGUGGACAUUUCAUGCUAAAGGUCUGUGGCUGUAUCCAGCAGGUAAAAGCAUGCCGUGCCUCACUCUCAUUGGCUCUCCAAAUUUCGGGUACAGGUCGGUCCACCGGGACCUGGAGACCCAGAUCGCACUGGUGACCGAGAACCAGGACCUGCAGAGGCAACUCCAUCAGGAGCAGCAAAGCCUGUACGAGCGAUCAAGUGAAGUGACUCCUUCCACUUUCCGGCACCCGAGCCGCUAUGUCAAGCUGUGGGUGAAACUGGUGACUCCUCUAAUAAAGAAUUUCUUCUGA
Messenger RNA from Staurois parvus, 1503 nucleotides. NCBI's taxonomy places the organism in Eukaryota, Metazoa, Chordata, Amphibia, Anura, Ranidae. The record is from the annotation of a GenBank genome assembly.